Molecule: messenger RNA, 903 nt
Organism: Schistocerca cancellata (South American locust)
Lineage: Eukaryota; Metazoa; Arthropoda; Insecta; Orthoptera; Acrididae
Exons: 1
Coding region: 1-903 (300 amino acids)
Source: RefSeq, a predicted model, not a curated record
AUGACAAGACAAAGAAGAAGACGACGGCAAGACAAAGAAGAAGACGACGGCAAGACAAAGAAGAAGACGACAGCAAGACGAAGAAGAAGACGAAGGCAAGACGAAGAAGAAGACGAUGGCAAGACGAAGAAGAAGACGACAGCAAGACGAAGAAGAAGAAGACGGCAAGACGAAGAAGAAGACGAUGGCAAGAUGAAGAAGAAGACGAUGGCAAGACGAAGAAGAAGGCGACGGCAAGACAAAGAAGAAGACGACGGCAAGAUGAAGAAGAAGACGACAGCAAGACGAAGAAGAAGACGACAGCAAGAUGAAGAAGAAGACGACGGCAAGAUGAAGAAGAAGACGACGGCAAGACGAAGAAGAAGACGACGGCAUGACGAAGAAGAAGACGACAGCAAGACGAAGAAGAAGACGACAGCAAGACGAAGAAGAAGACGACGGCAAGACGAAAAAGAAGAUGACGGCAAGACGAAGAAGAAGAAGACGGCAAGACGAAGAAGAACACGACGGCAAGAUGAAGAAGAAGACGACGGCAAGAUGAAGAAGAAGACGACGGCAAGACGAAGAAGAAGACGACGGCAAGACGAAGAAGAAGACGACGGCAAUACGAAGAAGAAGACGACGGCAAGACGAAGAAGAAGACGACGACAAGACGAAGAAGAAGAAGACGACAAGACAAAGAGGAAGACGACGACAAGACAAAGAAGAAGAAGACGACAAGACAAAGAAGAAGAAGACGACAAGACAAAGAAGAAGAAGACGACAAGACAAAGAAGAAGAAGACGACAAGACAAAGAAGAAGAAGACGACAAGACAAAGAAAAAGACGACGACAAGACAAAGAAGAAGACAACGACAAGACAAAGAAGAAGACAAAGAAGAAGAAGAAGAAGAAGAACGGUAG